Mus musculus (house mouse) is the source of this 8872-nucleotide messenger RNA. It is a transcript of the gene Lin28b, whose product is annotated as lin-28 homolog B. Bases 3515 to 4426 code for a protein of 303 amino acids. Gene Ontology annotation, cellular component: cytosol; nucleolus; nucleoplasm. NCBI's taxonomy places the organism in Eukaryota, Metazoa, Chordata, Mammalia, Rodentia, Muridae. The transcript has 7 exons. Gene Ontology annotation, biological process: post-transcriptional regulation of gene expression; regulation of miRNA-mediated gene silencing; RNA 3'-end processing. Gene Ontology annotation, molecular function: nucleic acid binding; sequence-specific double-stranded DNA binding; RNA binding. The record is from RefSeq and is a predicted model, not a curated record.
GUGACAGGCUCGCGGCGGCCGCCGCCGCCCUUUCUCUCUCUCCCCUCCGCCAGCGCGCCGGGCAGCACGACCAUGAGGCCGCGGAGAAUUCAGGAUGGGAAGAGAUGCGAGGGAAACAGACGUCGGUGGUGUUGGAAAAAAGGAUAAAACCGGGGAAGAAAUGCAGCAGCGUUAACUGCGAGAAGUGGAUGCGGGUUCUUGAUGAGGAUUUGUACUCCGAAAACUUUUUUUAAUUGAUAAAUAUUAAGAGUUUCCGAGCAACAUCUUGCAAUAUGCAUUUAGUUCCCUUAUUGGCAAAUAUCUUAAAUGUAAGUAAUAGUAAGUCCGCCAUUUUGGAUUGUUUCACGUAGCAGGAUGAAAUCUUACGUGCCAGUGUUUCCUUGAGGUCCUUUCUAUGGGUUUGUUUUUAUAUGUAGGUUUUAAGCUGUCGUGUAAUAUUACUGUUCACAGACGUAAUUUCUCCCGGAAAUAUUUUUAUGGUUAGAAUUGUAAACGCAAGAGAAAAUACAUCGUGUUCUCUUAUUAUUGUAGGGAUUUUUUUUUUUUUGUCAAAAAUAUUGUAGUAGUGAGGUGGCAGUGACAUCUAUCUAGUAUUAUAAUGAUGUAAAACAUUUUACAAUAUUUCUGGAAAACUAAAAAUAAUUUUUUCUUCACCUAUCACAAAAUUAUGAUGUUUUAUUUUUGUGUGUUUAACAUUUAGCUGACCACUAAUGAAAAAUGGCCUUUUAAAACAAAUGUUAAAGUCUAACAGUAAAUUAAUAAAAUAAAUAGUAAAUAAAAUGUCACGAUCUUAUCAGAUAGAUCUUUAAAGUAAACCUUUAGCAAUCCAAGUCCUUGGAAAUGUGUCAAUUUUGUAAUUUUAAUAAAUGUAAAUUGGUGAGAUGACAUCUUUCUCCUCAGUAUUUGAGAUUUGAUAGAACUGAAUUAGACUGUACGUUAAUUCAUUUCAAAAGAAUAUGAUAUAACAAUUUCCAUUUAAAUUAGUAAUAAGUUCCUAGUUCAUGUUGAGAGUUCUCAGAGAAAUAUUUUUAUUAAAUAAUAAUGUUUAUUUCUCUUUAUGUAUAUGAACUACUGAAGUGUAAAUGUACCUGGUUUCUUAAAGACCUCGAGGAAUUAAACUGCCACAGGCUUUUAACAAGGGAAGGAAGAUUUUCAUGAGUGAAGAUUUUUAGAGUUUCCUGAUUUACAAGUAGGAUCAGCUGAUUUGUUUCUUGAUAAUAAAAUAUCUUAAGUGUUUAAGGAAUUUCAUAUAUUUAGUGCAGAUUGCUAAUAUGAAUGAACUGUUUAUGAAUACUUUGCAAUAGAUUUAGGACCAGUGAUCUGAUGAUUAUAUGACCCUUUUACCCUUUUCAAAUAAUAAGAGUGUAUUUUAAUAUAUGUUCUGUAACCAAACUUCUUUGAGAAAGAAUGAAAAAUUUGUUGUGAAAUUAAACUUGAGGUAAAUACAAAAUACUCUGAACCAGAGUCAUUGUAAAUAAAGCACAUUGAGAUCCAAAACACCUAUGCUUAGUUUUCAGGAUGACUUAUUUUAAAGGGCGUUGCACAUGUAACUUCCCAAACCCACUAAACUUUGAGUAAAGCCGUGGAUAAAAGUUUAGUUUUUGUAUUGACUCUGAUGAAAGAAGAGGUAGGUGGGUCUUGUCUUACCUGUUUGAAACUUUAAUCUUUAUUGGUAUCUGAUCUGGUCACGUUUGGAUUUCAUAACAGAUUGCUAUACUACUUUAAAAUUCAUUAAUAGAAGAGAAAAUCCACUCCUAAACAAAAGGUAUAUUCAUGGCAUUCUAUAGGUGCAGGGACUGGUAUCUUCAAAAUAGUUGGAGUGAUACCACAUUUUCCCAAGCUCUGAUCAGGAGAUGACUUAUAUACAUCUUAGUUCAUAGUUGAUUAAGAUAAAAAUAGAAAUAUGGAGAUGAGUCAACUUAGAGGUCAUUAUUAAAGCUCCUUAUCGUGAAAGGAACAUUAAAGUAUUUCAGUAGGUAAAGGGUUAUUUGGUCUAUUUUAGAAUUUUCUUUUGUCUUAAAAUUACCAAAAGGUUAAAGAUGUUGUAUUUAAAGGCUUUAGAACCAAUACUUGCUUUUCUUGUCCUUUAAAGGUAAUGCAUUUUCUUUAUAAACAAUCACUGUUUUUGAUAAAUUACAAGGUAAGCAAACAUUUCUUGCUGCCAAGCAGAACAAUGAGAAUUCUUUAUAUAUAGAUAUAUAAAAUUGAUUUACUCAUCCAUAUCUAGAAAUGUGAUUUAUAGGGUUAUAUUGGUUUGAAAACUUACCAUGCAUAUGCUUAAUGGUAUUGUGCUGAACCUCUGACAGGGUGAGUCUAUGAAGUCGCUGACCACAGUGCUGAACCAAGACAGCCAUAUUGUUCCCUAGUCAAUCUACCUGAAAACUGUACACAGAAAUUGUGUGGCGGUUCAAGGAGAAAUUUGUAUAUUUGUGUUAUAUAUUUUUUUCAUUUAAUGAAUUUUUACCCAAUUGGACUGUAAAUCAGAAGAUAUGAUAAAGACAAUUUAUUCCCAAGGUAUAUUAAUUUACUGUUCUGCAUUGGUUUUGAAUAAUAGUAUAAAAUAAGUAGGAUCAGUGCUAGAGAUUUUCUCAUUUUCUGAAAGCUGUCACUUCCUGACAACAAAACUUUAAAACUAGUUUAGCCAACCAAUGAAUUUAACCCCCAAACUGUGAUUUUAGUUGAUGGUAGUGCAAGGCUGUACAUCAGUUUUUAUUUGCGAGUUUGAUUGAGGUUUAUAUUUUGGCACCAUAAAAAUCAGUAUCAUAAUGUGUGGUUAUCAAAUACCAAACUAAAAACUAUAUGUGAAAUAAGUCCUAUUUAGAAGUAACAAUAUGAACAAUUUCCAAAAGAAUAUAAAUUUUGAGAUUGUCUUGAUCUAGCACUUCAGGGAAGUUUAUGUUGUUAGAGGCAAGACAGACAUCAGAGUUUAAGUGGUCACAGUGAUUGAUAAUGCUGGAGUUCUACGUUGUGAGACAGGAGGAAGGAUGUGAGAAACUGUCAAGAUUACCUGAAGAGGAUUGUGUAAUGAACAAAUUCAUUAUUGCAGCAAGAAAAGUACUAUUUUAAGCAUAGAACUUUGACAUUAUUUUCUAAAAAUAGAAUGAAUUGAUAUGCAGGAUCAAAUUAAGGGUCAAAGGUGACAAACCAAGACAAAGGGCAUAUGGCUCAUUUUCAAGCAUUCAGCUUCUAGGUUUUCUUCUUCUUCUUCUUCUUCUUCUUCUUCUUCUUCUUCUUCUUCUUCUUCUUCUUCUUCUUCUUCUUCUUCUUCUUCUUCCAUGUUUGAACAAAAGCUUAAUUAUAUAGAAAAAAGACCUGGUGUUGAAUGGCUAGUUCCAAUGAUGGAAGAACAUGUUUCAGAUUGUUCAGAUAUUUCCACCCAGUGUUGCAUUUGCAUAUUUAUGAAUGUCAGAGUUACAAUGCUACUUUUUUUUUGUUUUUCAGAUAAUCUAUGCAGUAGUUAUCAAAUUUUUCAAAAACAUUUCAAUUACAAUAUUUUGAACUACAUACGAAGGAUAUGUUUUGGCAGACUAAAAAUUUUAGAAAUCAGGGGGCUGGCGAGAUGGCUCAGUGGGUUCUUCAGAAGAUGAUGAGGUCAUUCAACCAGGGUUCAUCAGCCCCAGGCGGGGCAAGCAAAGGUGAAGAGCCAGAAAAACUGCCCGGGCUGGCAGAGGACGAACCCCAGGUUCUGCAUGGCACUGGCCACUGUAAAUGGUUCAACGUGCGCAUGGGAUUCGGAUUCAUCUCCAUGAUAAGUCGAGAGGGAAAUCCCUUGGAUAUUCCAGUGGAUGUAUUUGUACACCAAAGCAAACUAUUCAUGGAAGGAUUUAGAAGCUUGAAAGAAGGAGAGCCAGUGGAAUUUACAUUUAAAAAAUCCCCCAAAGGCCUUGAGUCAAUACGGGUAACAGGCCCAGGUGGGAGCCCCUGCUUAGGAAGUGAAAGAAGACCUAAAGGGAAGACCCUGCAAAAGAGAAAGCCAAAGGGAGAUAGGUGGAGACGGCAGGAUUUACUGAUGGAUCAGAUGUGGACUGUGCGAGAAGAAGAGUCCAGGAUGAUUCCAAGAUGCUACAACUGUGGUGGUCUCGACCAUCAUGCUAAAGAAUGCAGUCUACCUCCUCAGCCAAAGAAGUGCCAUUACUGUCAGAGCAUCAUGCACAUGGUGGCCAACUGCCCACACAAGCUUGCCGCUCAGCUGCCCGCCAGUUCUCAGGGAAGACAGGAGGCAGAAUCCCAGCCAUGCAGCUCUGCGGCACCAAGAGAAGUGGGAGGGGGGCAUGGCUGCACAGUACUGUUUCCUCAGGAGGUGAAGUCAGAAAUGGCAGAGCACUCAGACAGGUCACCCCAAGAAGUUUCUUCCACGAAAGCGUUUGCAGCAAUAGGAGAGCAAAACAAAAAGGGGCCUUUGAUUCAGAAACGGAAAAAGACUUAGUACUUGUCAGUGUUCCCUUCACCCGGGCGGGAAGUCUACCUCAUGCAAGCACAGGGGAAUAGUGGUCCACAGAGAGCAGCCGGCCGGGAUGUUAACUACUGCUGAGGAACUGGGAAGUUCUUAAUUAGACAAAUCACUCUUAAGCAAACUACAUUUAAGCAGGGUGUCAUGUUUUAUAGAAUUGAGAUACUACAUAUAGUAUGUGCAUAAGUGAGAGGGGAGACUUGAAUCUGUAUGUAUGUGUGAGGAUUUCACAUAAGAGUACAGGCACACACACACAUAUAUAUAUACACUUUUAUAUAUCUGUGGUUGUCUUUGUGUGUGUGUGUGUGUGUAUGUGUGUGUGUGUGUGUGUGUAUGUAGAUAAAAGCACAUACUCUUCCUCAGAUAAUUGGGCAUCUCUAAGCAUUGAAAAUCCAUGUGAAGCAUUUGAGAUGGUUUCAUAGUUAACCCUUGGAAUUUUUUCUAAAUACUACUUCUUUUAUAUUAUGUAAAAAAUGACCACGUGACUGUUACCUUUCAUGUGAACCAAAGCAUACUUCAGAUCUCAGAGCUGCCAGUCAAAUGGUACUAAAGGCUUUUGGGAUACUUGGUGCCUCCCAAGUCUGUAUUCAUAACUCUAUCUUGAUGCUGAUAGAGUGUUUUGCUGUUGCUGUUAUCUGUCUUCUCCUGUUUGAAGGUAGUAACUUAACUCUAGAUGCCUCCGACUGCCAUAAGCUUUUAAUCCUUGGAUACGUAGCUCCAGAAAAGACAAUGAAUGUGAACUUCCUGUGCUGAUAUUUCAGUGUCUUUUAUUCUGUUUGAUUGUAAAUUACAUGGCUAUUAAGAAAAAUGAAGGGGAGGGUAAUGUAUAUAGUAACAUGGUCCUUUUCAGUGGUAUUUUGAUGCUAGGUCUUUUACAAGGGUUCUGAGGUUUUUAAGGGAUGGUGGCAACAGAAGCCUCCUUUGACUAAGUAGCUUUUGAACCAUCACUUAGAUCAGGAAGGUCUCUUACUUACUACUGAAGCCUUAGAGAAAAUUUUAAUUAUUUGGGUAUAUUUUUGGUAGCUGUUUUUAUUUCCCCUGGAGAGUCCUCAGACCUGUUUAUAAAACAAACAAAAGCAGCAUAGAAAUAAAAUAGUGGGGCUUAGAAUGAAAAUUAAGUUGCCCAAUAGAUACAGCCCAUGAUUGAUACUAAAAAGAAUAGUGUUUGAUGGCCAGCAGAGUGAAUGAGUGGAGCAGAGUUACCAAAGUGCCCACUGUUCUGUGGCUAGAAAUACUUUAUAUGAUAAUAUUGAUGCCAUGGCAGGUUCCUUGAGUAUAGAAGCGGAAGUAUGGUGUGUGAUAGAUUCAGGAUGAGCACUCAGAUCAAGUUAUAGGAUCUUCUCAGAUGGAUUCUCAGUUUGCUAAGAUUGGCUAGGAACUGAUUGUAGUAUUGGGCUGUUUUCCAUCAUGUUUUGUUUUCUUUUGUUUUUUGAAUGGAGUUAGCCUGGUUCUAAAUGUCAUGAGCAAACUUUUGAAACAUCUUCAAGAAGGUACCAAGGGAUUGCAGUGCAUAAUUUUGGCUGUAACUAUAUGGGCCUGUUGGUAUAAGCUCAGAUAAUCAAACAAGAAAGCAUCGUGACUCAUGAGACACAUUCUACGGAGGAGUCGCUUCCUCCUGUGUGUCUUGUCAUGGGAGUUGGGUGGUGCUAAGGUUUCAUCAAGCCACUAGAAGAAGAAAGUGUCUCCGACUAGCUUACCAGUCUUUUCCAGAGUAGCUUGAAUUGCUUGACAGUAUUUAUGAGAGUUCCUAUAGUGUUUUACCGAAGUGUCAGUGUGCUGUAAUACAGAGCUUACCUUUGACGAUAUUGAAUGUGAUGUAGCCAUAGAGAAGUGCUGCCUUGCCUUACGUGAGGAUUUCAAGCUUAUUUAAAUUAUGUAGACAAAUCAAAGGUCAUCCAAGUAUAAUGAGCAAGGUAACAGUUGUACAAGCAAAAUAUGAUAGGUCACUCUGAACGCUCAAACCAAAGUUCCUUGACUAUCAAAAUAGGAAAUAAUGGACUUGAAAACUGGACAUUCUGUUUACAUUUAAAAUUUAAGAGCUGAGGUCAUUUUAACAAAUGAAAGUAGAAAAUUCAGAAACACUUGAAUAUAGACCUUAUGGGUGCAGUCAACUUCUUUUCAGCAUCUAACCAGACCGACUUACUAAAAGCACAUACCAAACCUAUCUUAUGGUUAAAAGUUUAUUUUUUAUAUGAAAAUAGUGUCACUAUUACAUGCUCAGGACAAAGAACUUUGCUCAGGGAACAUACCAUAUAAUGUUUUUAUUGUUUUUUUUUGUUUUGUUUUGUUUUGUUUUGUUUUUUUACAGACUAAUGUAUAAUCCUGCUUUCUCAGAGCAAGCCAAAUAAAUUAAGUCUUUAUGUACGUACAUAUACUUGUUAGUAACUACCUCUGAGUUUGACAUUGAUCAUAAUUCUGAAUAUCAGAUAUUGGUCCUCCCUUUUUAAAUUUCAUGUCAAAGUCUUGUAAAGCGGAAUUCCACUACCUGCAGAUGUGAACUCACUGAUAUGAGCACUUGCUCAUUCACACAAGUGAAAAUUCUGUUUACAGCACAUGGCUACCUCCCAGCUACCACAGAGCACACCUUGAUGCUGCUGCAGCCUGCAGGUUGCUGAUAAUUCUCUGGUACAGACGCUUUUAAUCUGUAGCACAGAUAGGCAUUUGCAACUGCAUGUUUCUGAAAAACGCCUGUUUUUCUCAUAGAUUUCUCAUGUUAAGUAGCAAAAUCUCCAAGCAUUUCCUUAGAGUUAUCAUGUAUUAAAUGUAAGGAAGUAUGGACACUCUAAUUUAUCCUAGGCCAAACAGAACACAGAAACAAUCUUGAAAAUAGCUCUGUUACCUAGAGGUGAGGGGCAGCAGAGAUAACAAAAGGAAACUUGGUGUUUGUAUUUUGCUGACAAGUGUUAUAAAAGAUUCCUACCGCUUCACUUGUAUCUCUACAGUACUGAAGGCAAAGCAUACUGCAGCAUUCCAAGCCUCAGGCACACAACUAACUAGCACCAGCUUGCCAUGGGGGAACUUAAAGUGCAGUGUUGCCUUGAGCCAGAGGGGAACGGGGUCUGUGGAGCACCACUUUGCAGGGGUUCCUCAUAGUGCGGUGUGGUUUGAGCCAUCUUUUGACCUCCCCCUUACAGCAACACAAAUGUAACUCCUAAAAAACGAUUCACUACCAGCCUUUAGCCUGCGAACUAUUCGUUCUCUACACAGCAGGACACAGUGGACACAUUUUUAUACUUGCAUUUCUAAUCUUUGGAUGUAUUUUUACAAAUGAAAGACUUAGGAAGAUUUUUAUCUGCUUAUCACCUGGAAAUUUUAGUGUGCAAUCUAAAGAAAAAGAUAAAGACAUCACAUUAUUAGCAUCAGUCCACCUCCCAAAUAUAGGAUGUUUUAUUGCCAAUUAUUUUUGUAUUCUGGCUGAGCUUUAUUUUGCACCAGGGCAGGCCUAACUUGCCGCUGGUUGUAUGUAGUUUGUGAAUAGAAGCCCAUAAGUGUUAAUAGACCUUGUAACAUUCGCUGUAAGAUGAAUUAUACAGGAUGUGGGGAAUCUCAGUAAGUCUUAAAGUUAAUUUAAAGUAAUUUAUCUGUUUUCUCUAAGAAAUGUUUAUCAUAAAAUAUAUAUGUAACUUCCCAUUUUGGUAUAAAAUCUAGGGAAGUGUGUGCAAGUGGAGUUGUGCUGACUUUGAAUUUCUAGAUGUCUUAAUGAGAUUUAUUUGUUUUAGAAAAAGAACAACUUGUUGAAAGCACCCAGUUCUGUCUUACAUACUGUCAACAGCCUCUUCAAGUUGUGCCUGUGUGAUCUGUGACCUCCUGUUCCUUUAAAGUGAGACAGUGACCUAUGACUCAUUGUUGACCUUAUACUUGGAACAGAACUACGGCAUUUACGGUGGAGUCCUGUACGACGAGAAAGUGUCAGGAUAUGCAACGCACCUGUGGCUUACCCCUUGACGGCCCAGCUUGGAAAUGAUGGCACCGACUACCUCUUCAAUCACUUGUGGCUAUCAACCACAGGCACUUAGCACCAGGCUGGCUUUAAUUAGUGUGUGUUGUUUUUGUGGUGGUAACAACUCUAUCCAUAUGAAGACCAAAGUGAACCCUGGUUUCUAUAUGUCUUUAAUGCAGUGUUGUAUCUAGUAUUUGGAAAUUAUCUCAUUCAGUGUUUAGAUUACCUCACUCCAUUUUGAUUCAUGUUGUUUACAAGUGAACAUUUUUUUAAAGAUACACUUGAAAUUGCGUUAGAAAGAACAAAGGAGGAGUUGCUAUUAGACUGGCACAGUGCAUUCCACAGACUUGGUGGACUGCUCUCUGCAGACAUGGGCCUAGGACUGUCUUUGUACCGAAUGUCUUACUCUGUUGGCUAUUGAUGUUUAAAAUUUCAUGAUAGAAAAUAAAAGACACAAUGUUGGUGUUUAAGAUGGGUUUGGA